Molecule: messenger RNA, 2636 nt
Organism: Daphnia pulex (common water flea)
Lineage: Eukaryota; Metazoa; Arthropoda; Branchiopoda; Diplostraca; Daphniidae
Product: solute carrier family 15 member 2-like
Exons: 15
Coding region: 77-2563 (828 amino acids)
Biological process (GO): transmembrane transport; oligopeptide transport
Cellular component (GO): membrane
Molecular function (GO): dipeptide transmembrane transporter activity
Source: RefSeq, a predicted model, not a curated record
GAUUGAUUAGUAUGACGGUUAUAGAAUCGCUUGUCUAAGUCGCAUUGGAGUCAGUGGGAGACAGACGCUUGACAUCAUGAGCCGUAAAUCGUCUAUCUCCUCAAAGGAGGAUGUUCCAGUUGUUCCAGAAAUCCAGGAUGCGCCAUCCACCCAGGAUGCUCCAGCAACCCAAGAUGCGCCAGCAACUCUAGAUGCGCCAGCAACCCAGGAUGCGCCAGUAACCCAGGAUGCGCCAUCAACCGAAAAAGCUGCUCCUCCACCUUAUGAAGAACCCAAGAAAGAAUUGCCACCAACUGAACUUACUCAUGUAGUUGAGAAACCGUCGCUGGACCUUGAACAACCCGAUAAGAAUGUGAAAUUGAAGUACCCCAAAUCGGUGUUUUUCAUCAUCGUCAACGAAUUUUGUGAAAGAUUCAAUUACUAUGGCAUGAAAACCGUCUUGACGCUCUACAUGAGGAAUGUUCUCAAUUUCUCUGAAGACAAAGCCACCGUCCUGUAUCACACUUUCCUUAUGCUUUGCUACUUUACACCUAUCCCGGGCGCAAUCGUGGCCGACACUUACCUUGGCAAAUUCAAAACAAUCGCAAUCCUAUCGUGCGUGUACGCCUUCGGAAGCGUCUUGCUCGCCGUUGCGGCUAUUCCAAAUUUCCUUCCGCAAACUGGGUUCUCCAUGACGGGCUUACUCAUUAUUGCAAUCGGGACUGGCGGGAUCAAACCUUGCGUGUCGGCCUUUGGCGGUGAUCAAUUCGUCCGACCUCAGCAAGACAAGCAGCUCGAGCAAUUCUUUUCUGUCUUUUACUUUGCAAUCAACGCUGGAUCUCUGAUUUCGACGUUCAUUACUCCGAUCCUUCGAGAGGACGUUCAAUGUUUUGGGGACGACACUUGCUAUCCUUUGGCUUUCGGGGUGCCUGCAUUGCUCAUGAUUGUCGCUGUUGUCAUCUUCAUCUCUGGUAAAUCGCUCUACACCAUCAGGAAACCGGAGGGUAACAUCAUGGGAGAAUUCUUCAAAUGCAUCGGGCAUGCCAUUAGUCGCAAAUGGAAGGCCAAAGGCGAGAAACACGAUCAUUGGUUGGAUUUCGCGUCUGACAAAUUCGACAAAAAGUUUAUUGAAGACGUCAAGCGAGUGUUGUCCGUCGGAUUCGUUUUCAUUCCUCUUCCCGUCUUUUGGGCCCUGUACGAUCAGCAGGGUUCACGUUGGACGUUCCAAGCUACGCGCAUGAACGGAGAUCUGGGCGGAGGCGUCGUAUUGAAGCCCGACCAAAUGCAAAUCAUCAACCCGCUUCUCAUUUUAAUUUUGGUUCCUCUCUUUGAAACUGUGAUCUACCCGUGCUUUAAAAAGAGCGGCAUCUUAACACCUCUCCGGAGAAUCGGUUGCGGUCUCGUUUUGUGUGGCCUAUCGUUUGUCAUUUCUGGUUUCGUUGAAAUCGCUCUCGAGCCCACGUAUGCAACUAUACCGGGUGACGGUCUCAUGCAACUCAACUUCAUCAACACCCUGCCUUGUACAGUCAAAGUAGUAUAUGGAGUUUCCGAAAAAAUUGGAAAUAUUGAGCUUCAAGGAAAUAUGUACGAAUUCGUGCAAGACUUGGAGGCAGAACAAGAUAUUAUUGUUAGGGCCUUCUUGGAUAAUCCGGACUGUGCCAGUUACACCAAAUUUGACAACAUAGACACUGGAGAAGUGAGUCUAGGAACAGGAAAUGGAACGCAAGGCUACUCGGUCUUGAUCACCGGUCGCGAUAAAAAUUUGACAAUAACUCGGCUAAACGAAGCAGAACAGCUGGAAAAAUCCAAUACUGGGGAUCCAUAUGUAGCAUUUUUUCUGGACGAUCCGUCAUUCACCGAAUAUUCCGGAUCGAGCAUAAAGAUGCGACAGGAAAAAUCUAAAAAAAAAAUCUUUGAAUAUACUUAUGUUUUAAACGUCACCGCCGAAACUACACCUGAUGUAGACAGCAUAGUGCAAACCGAAUAUCAAAAUACCGAAAUUGGAACCUACGAUUUGACCCUAAACGAAGCAAAUAUUGGGAAAAUAGAAAAUCUCAUUCAAGGCGGCGUGUACAGAAUUAUAAUUACAAAAGCGCUGAACGGAACUGAUUACUACAAUGUGAUGCCUGUGCAAGUCACACCACCAAACAGUGUCAAUAUCCUCUGGCUACUUCCGCAAUAUUUUGUCGUGACCAUCGGAGAGGUUAUGUUUUCCGUUACUGGGCUUACCUUUUCGUAUUCUCAGGCGCCCAUUAGCAUGAAAGCAGUCAUGCAGGCCAUUUGGUUAAUGGUGGUAGCCUUUGGUAAUUUGAUUGAUAUCAUUGUGAUCGCAGUUCAGUCCGGUGCAACCGGCGAGGGUAUGAGUCAGGCGAGUGAAUUCUUCAUGUUUGCCGGCAUCAUGGGAAUAGCGGUCGUAUUAUUUACGCUCAUGUCGUGGAAUUAUAAAUACGUCGAAGAAAUUAAAAUUGAAGACGAGAAAAAGCGCCUGUCUGCGGUACCAAGUCAUAAGAGUGAUUCUUCAUCUUCGUCUUCUUCCGAUUCCGACGACGAGAAAGGAAAAGAAAACAAGGGCUUUUCCGAAUAAAUGUAUAAUUUGCAUGAAAAUACUUUAAACAAAUAAAUAACUAGCCCACUGGUAUGCUAGCACUACCAAACUA